AUGGUAAAUUUCAGAUCUUUGAGUGGAUGGACAAAGAAUCAUCAGUCUACUUAUGGAGCUCUUAUGAACUGUUAUUGUGUGGAACUCAAGGAAGAGAAGGCAAAGUCUCAUUUCGAGAAGAUGGAUGAGCUUAACUUUGUUAACAACUCGUUGCCAUUUAACAACAUGAUGUCAAUGUACAUGCGGUUAGGUCAACCAGAAAAGGUUCCUCUGCUUGUUGAUGCGAUGAAACAGAGGGGUUUACUUCCUUGUGAGAUCACUUACUCUAUAUGGAUGCAGAGCUGUGGAAGUUUGAAUGAUUUAGAAGGGUUAGAGAAGGUUAUAGAUGAGAUGGGGAAAGACUGUGAAGUUAAAACCACUUGGAAUACAUUCUCUAGCUUGGCUGGGAUCUAUAAUAAAGCUGGUCUUUACGAGAAGGCGGAGUCAGCUCUGAGAACCAUGGAGGAGAAGAUGAAUCCUAACAACCGACACGCACAUCAUUUUCUCAUUAGCUUGUACGCUGGAAUCUCAAAGGCUUCUGAGGUUGAACGAGUUUGGGAGUCGCUGAAGAAGGCUCGUCCUGAGGUCAACAACAUGAGCUACCUUUUCAUGUUUAACUACAGAGAGAAUAUGAUAACCUCUCUUUAUGUGAUUGGUUUCUCUUGUUUACAUUACAAGUAUGGAAAUUUUUUUUUGCUUUGCUCUUGUUGUUGA
Messenger RNA from Eruca vesicaria subsp. sativa (arugula), 693 nucleotides. The record is from the annotation of a GenBank genome assembly. Lineage: Eukaryota; Viridiplantae; Streptophyta; Magnoliopsida; Brassicales; Brassicaceae.